GAAUAAAGUGACCACAGCAGACACAACAGACGCUUCCUGUAUAGGGUUUACUUUUGUCGCGCCGCUCGCGUCCAGUGGACAGUGUUCGGUUCAGGGUGGAAUUCAAAACUGCACGUUUACAAAUGCCAUAGCAACCGAGCGGUCAGCUCUUUAAUAUACCGCUGCAGUAGACAUUAUUUUUAUGCACGAAUGUGAAGUUAGCAGAAGGCUGUGCUGCGAUAGCUGGAUAUUGAACACCAUGAUGUGCGCCUGAAGAAGAGUUGCAAAGCAAUGAUGUCAUAGUUUUAAGUAGGAGCCAUGGGAGAGCAUACAGUUCGUACCCGCUACCGAAAGGAAGUGUUGCUUUGUUAUGAGCAGGCGGCGCUGUAGCUGGCGGAAGAGAAGGUCGCCCAGCCCAGUGUCUCUUCGCCUGGAAUAGAGAAGCCGAGGAGAAAGACGCGAAAACGGUGAGAAGAUAAAGCUGCUACAAUGGCCGCGAAAUCCGACGGGGUGCUAAAGAUGAAGAAGAGCGAUGUAGCAUUUACGCCUUUGCAGAAUUCAGAUCACUCGGGUUCGGUUCAAGGGCUCGUUCCGGGAUCGCAGCCGGAUUCUGGAACCGGAGAGGCGGACUUCGUCAACGGGGAGCCGCGGUGCUGUGGCUCAAAUUCGACAUGUCUCCGCCUCGGCAGUGAGCAGCAGAAAUACACGGUCUGUGACUGUCUGUGGAUCCUCGCCGCAGUGACGGUGUAUUUCGCGGAUGUGGGCACUGAUAUUUGGCUUUCGGUCGACUAUUAUCUCCGCCGCGACUACUGGUGGUUCGGGCUUACGCUGUUUUUUGUGGUGCUCGGCUCGUUCUCCGUGCAGGUCUUCAGUUUCCGUUGGUUCGUCCAUGAUUUCGGCACCGAGGAGAGCUCCGGCGGCAGCGCGGCGAACUGCUCCCACAUGGACGGGAAGCUGCUCAGCUGCUCCGCUUCGCACGGAGACGUAGGAGCCCACCCGUCUACGCCUCAAAGACAGGCGUCCACGGCGAGCAAGAGCAACACCACAAGCAACAGCAGCAACAGCGCUACUGCAGCCCGGACUAGUAAGACACGCUCAGCGUCCUGUUCCCUCUGUAUCUGGCUAUUGCAGUCCGUCAUUCACAUCUUACAGCUGGGACAGAUCUGGAGGUGAG
This is a messenger RNA of Sinocyclocheilus grahami, 1153 nucleotides long. Its product is annotated as XK-related protein 4-like. The coding region runs from base 469 to 1152 and encodes 227 amino acids. The transcript has a single exon. The record is from RefSeq and is a predicted model, not a curated record. NCBI's taxonomy places the organism in Eukaryota, Metazoa, Chordata, Actinopteri, Cypriniformes, Cyprinidae. Gene Ontology annotation, cellular component: plasma membrane. Gene Ontology annotation, biological process: phosphatidylserine exposure on apoptotic cell surface; engulfment of apoptotic cell; apoptotic process involved in development.